Messenger RNA from Zerene cesonia (dogface butterfly), 708 nucleotides. RefSeq lists its product as uncharacterized. Gene Ontology annotation, cellular component: extracellular region. NCBI's taxonomy places the organism in Eukaryota, Metazoa, Arthropoda, Insecta, Lepidoptera, Pieridae. The record is from RefSeq and is a predicted model, not a curated record. The transcript is spliced from 4 exons. Gene Ontology annotation, molecular function: chitin binding. Bases 64 to 489 code for a protein of 141 amino acids.
CUUCUACCCCACUUUACGAACUGCAGCAGAUUUUAUAUUUGUGCCCACGGCCAGGAAGUAGAGAUGAGCUGUGCUAGCGGUACAAUGUUCGAUUUUCCCAUUCAGUCCUGUAACCAUAUGUGGGCGACUAAAUGCUACCUAAGAGAUAGAAAUGACGAAGAAAUCGAGUCUGGUUCGGGCGAGGAAGAGUUUUCCGACUACAGUUCUAGAGCCGGAUCUGCUCUUCCCAUCGUCCAGACACUAACGCAAGUACAGCCAUCAAAUACAUUGCUUGAUUGUAACGAUAUCAAUAUUGCAUCCCGGAGAUUCUCUUACAACGGAGACUGCCAAAGAUACUGGCGAUGUGUAGAUGGUGUUGCCAUAGCGCAAUACUGUUCUGACGGCCUCUUCUUCAACGAAUACAAACAGCAGUGCGACUUCGAAGCGAACGUCAAAUGCGAAGAUCAAAUCGACGAUGAACUGAGCACCGAAUUCAUUGUUUACAAAUAAAUACGUGCGCAUUAAUAGUAUAAAUCGUUUACGGAACGCUAUAUUAACCAUUUUAUAGGAGCGACUAGGAAACAACAACCAAAUGUCAGUGUCAAAUUUCGAAAAUGACGUUUUAAUGUCACUUUUGAUCAUGUCUCUAUUAUUGAUUUUUGUAUAUAUAAAAAAAAGUAAAAAUAACCAUAAGCUACGAAGAAACUCUAUCCCGCGUUUUCUUAUCAA